This is a messenger RNA of Amphibalanus amphitrite, 3430 nucleotides long. RefSeq lists its product as uncharacterized. The coding region runs from base 131 to 2104 and encodes 657 amino acids. Lineage: Eukaryota; Metazoa; Arthropoda; Thecostraca; Balanomorpha; Balanidae. The record is from RefSeq and is a predicted model, not a curated record. The transcript has 3 exons.
GCGGGCGGUACUGCGGAAACGGACCUGGAAGUUGCCGCCGCGCAUGGUGCCCGGCCCGCCAAGACCGGACCCCUCGUCCAGCUAACGGUACCGCCACGUCCGGCGCGCCGCUCGAGAAAGCCCCGACCUGAUGGCACGAAGAGCCCCUCAGUCGCAGCGUGCGCCCCCCGCCUGCGCAAUGGUCCGGCCGGCUUCCGGGCCGCGGUCGUGCGGCGAUGGAGGUGAUUCGUCAGAGGCGGCAGGCCCUCUCUCUGUCGCUCGCCGGCGGGGCAGUGCCGACUCGCCGUCCGGCACAGUCGCCUGCUUCCCCGGCCGCCGCAGGACCCGGCUCGGCAUGGCGUCUGGGACCCCGCUGCGCCUGUACUCGGCCUGUGGUCGCCGGCUGGCCGGCCCAGCGCUGCGGCUGGUCGGGUUGGGCCGGGAGCUGGUCAGCCUGGUGGGCUGCAUGAACUACCGCCGGGCGCUGGUCGUGCUGGCCCGCUCGGCGGUGGUCAGCGGCCUGCUGGCGGCGGCGGCCGGCGCCGGCCCGCUGCUGGCGCUGGUGCUGCUGCUGGUGCUGCUGCUGGUGCUGGUGCUGGGCGCGGCGGCCGGCUGGCGCUGGCCCGGCCCGCUGGAGCGGCUGCGGCGGUGGCUGUGCGCUCCGGCCAGUGCUGCUGACACGGACCUCCCCAGGAAUGGAGACUCGACUCUGCUGCGGCCACUGGGUUUCAUGGAGAGUGGCGUAGCCACGGCUCACACCUACGGCUCGUCCAACAUCGUCUACGCCCUGAGGAUGCACGGCCGGCAACCGGUGCAAGGAGACGACGUCCUCCGGGCGCUCACCAUCAUACAAAGUCGCAUCCAGAACCUGCGGCUGUGCAUCAGGGAGGCGUACGGCCGGCGCUACUUUGCCGAGAUGCACCGGCCGCGAGUGCUGUUCACCGUGCGGGAGGCCGACGACUGGAUGCAAGAGUACGAGAGCCAGCUGCAGGCCGUGUUCGACACGGCGCACGGCCCGCUCUGGUCAGCCUCACUGCUCACCCUGCCCGGCGUCAACAACGCCAACAGCGAGUCGCACGACGCCAACGAGCCGGGCCGAGAGCCGCGCCCCUACCCCUUCGUCGCCAUGCUGGUGCUCACCUUCUGUCACGCCAUCAGUGAUGGAUCGUCAAACGCCGUGUUCUGCAACCAGUUCCUGGACGUGCUGAACAAGGUGGUGGACAAGGCGGAGAUCCCCGAGGUGCCGCAGAUCAUGCUGCGGGAGCCGCUGGAGGACAUGCCGCUGGGGAAGGAGAAGCAGUACACGCCGUCCGACGUCGUCAGCCUGGCGUCACACCUCUGGGACCUGGUGUUCGCGCCCCGGAACCACUACCUGGCCACGCACCCGCCGCCGGCCGGCUGUAAGGAGAUCCGGAUGCGGACCUACUCGCUGGUGCUGAGUGCCGAGCAGACGCGCAGUGUCACCGACAGGUGUAAGGCCGAGGGCGUCACUGUGCACGCCGCGUUCACGGUGGCAGCCUCGCUGGCGCUGCACGAGCUGAUCCGGAGGCGGCAGCCAGAGCUCAGUCAGCUGCGGGUGCGCAGCGGCCACGUGGUCAACUUCCGGCGCUUCCUGCAGAAGCAGCACCAGGACGCCUACGGCUGCUACAUGGGCUUCUUCGAGGCGAGCGUGCCGUCGAGCCCGGACGGCCGGUCCCGGUUCUGGGAGCUGGCGCGCGACACAGUGCAGAGCAUGAAGCACCGUCUGGACACGGAGAUGCAGCCGGUGACGUACAGCCGCCUCCUGAAGACGUUCAUCAGCACCGACCUCUGGGUUCACCGGCAGCACACCAAGGAGAUGCCGCACGUCUCGCACUACUUUGGCACCUCCAACAUGGGCAACCUUGACCGGCUGUUCGACGCCACCGGGAAGCACGUCGAGGUCACGCAGCUGGUGCGCACGACCAACAUCGGACACGACCUGGGCAUGGUGUUCGCGCACAUGUUCCACACGCUGCGCGGGCGGCUCAUGUACAACCUCGACUACCUGGUGGCGGCGAUCGCCGAGCCGCAGGCGCGCGAGUACGCCGAGAAGACGCUGGAGGUGCUCACCACGGCCGCCGCCGCGCCGGUCGGCGCCGAGUGAGCCGGGAGCGCUCCGGAGGCGGAGAUCCGGAGUCCGGAGGUCCGGAGAGUCGCCGGGCGCUGCUCCGGAGGUGGAUGUUGAGGUUCUGCUGGGCGCCAGAAGCUCCAGAGAUGCUCGGGACGGGAUGGAUGAAUAGGCUCUCGCCAAGAGAAUGGAAGAGGCGAGCAUUGAUGGCUAGAGAGGAGCGUCCGACCUACCGCCCGUGGAGUACGGGGGAGACGUUUGAGCCUCAACAAUCCGAAUAUCCUGACAUCAAGUAGUUCGGACAUCACAGAAACGGUCCCGGACCCCGAGCAAUUUCCACCCCGGAGUUCAGCGCCCAAGACGGACGAAUGCGCGUGUUUUCAGGACAGAGCACGUGCUCACCGAGCCAGUGAAAGAGAGUGACACCGUUAACCAGGACAGGCACGGGCAUCACAUGUAGCGUUUAGGUGGGCGGCGCGGGGCGCGCGGAUCGCGCCCGCUAUGGUCGCGUGUUGCGGCGGGCUGAGUGUAUCGCGCGGUCCAUCCCAGCGGGGCUGGGCUUCUAUAUGCUCAUGGAGCUCCGCAAGCUCUGCUUUUAAUGCGAUCCGUCGUAUGUCUUCACUUUGUGCCCCUGAAUCGGUGACGUUGAAUUUGCAUUCACUUAUGGUUGUGACUUGUGACUUAGCGUGUAAUCCUGUGUGCACAGCUCUGUUUUUGGGAAAAUGCUGUCAUGAGUGUACCGGUUCGGGGUGGGGAAAAAGCUGGUCUGUCAUUCUCUGGACGAGUUACGUUUGAUGAGGUAGUGGUAAUAUGUUAGCGUGCACUGGCUGCAGGCGUGUUUGAUGCACAUUUUGAGGGUGGUCGGGGUUAAAUACGUUUGUAAAUCGUGUGUAUUGUGUACGCAUGUCAAGGAAGGUAAUUGCUCGCUCUUCCGGUAAAUGAUUGUAUACUUGAAGUGUUCGUUUUUUUUCUUUUCGAUCCACAACGAGCACAUCGGACGAGUGCGCAACAAUACCUCCCGAGUUACGCUGCUAAGGUACCUUUCUACCUCGCAAAACAAGAAAAUUAACUGUUCAGGUUCCGUUCACAUUGCGAUAAUGGCAAAAUAUCAAGUACCUAUGUAUGUAUCUAGUUACCUGGCGUAAAAUUUGACCGAAAUACCCCACGACAUUGAACUGUUUGUUGUGCCUUCGGCGAUGUUUCUUCAAAGGUUGUUGUCCGUUAGGCAGUUACGUGCACUUUGAAAUGAUCCAAAGCCCAGUUCUACGAUGUUAUGAUUAAAAUGCACAUAAGCGCACACUGUGAACUAGGCAAUAUGCAUUUACUGUUCAGUGUUCUGGGUGAAAAUACACGUAUUUAUAA